ACGGGUGUAAGGGGUGGAUGGGUGGAAAGGUAGGUGCGAACAAUAGUAAACUCGGCGUACAGGCUAUUUCGAGACGCACUGGCAAGCGUUGGAGAGUGCGCGCCGAAGCCCGCCUUAGAGCUUCACAGGAGAUGCCGUCGCCGUGUGUGUGUGUGGAGGUGGUGGUGGUGGUAGUGGUGGUGGAGGAGGCGGGGAUGGGGGACAGCUCGGCUCGCAGGGUGGCGGUGAAUGGCUGGCUGGGAGGAGGAGCAUAAAUUAUUCACCGGGAGGCGGGGGAAAAGCCCUCGCCAGUCACGUGACCCUGGCCAGAGGUCUUUGAAGCGUGCCGCGCUAGAGACGGGUUUAGUUGACAGCAAGCCUUUGGCCGGGCGUGUGUGUGUGUGCGCGCGCGCGCCCGUGUGUGUGUAGUAGUUGUAGUCGCAGACCAAGGGCUCCCGAGACGCUAGAGGAGGAGGAGGGUUCGUGGUGUGUUCGGCUUUCUCACCGUUCAUCCCCCCCGCUGCUCCACCACCACCAGCCCUUGGUGCAUCCUCCGCCCUUUUCGGAGUACUAACGUGCAGUCACCGCCGACCCUUGUAGUAGCACCGUGCUGUACUGCGACUUGUGUGUGUGCCGGCGACUACCACCACCUUCUGUCGACAGCUGCGGCAGGUUUGUGAAGUGGCCUGCUGUGGCUACUGUUGUUGGAGGCGGUGGUGGUGAUGGUGUUUACGCUUGUGGAGUCGACGAUGUUGCCCGUUGUGGGAUGUGUCGUCGUGCUGGCUGCAGUGUGUUCUUCUGACGGCCACUGCGGAUAGGGAAGCCAGCGCUGUCCAGUUGGAUGUGUACUGUGCUGCUGCUGCUGCUGUGAUCGCCGAGUGAAACAACCGCACGCCUUCCACACAAACAAACACACAAACACACAAACAUACACUCAGCGUCGUGAAGGUGUUCUUCACUGUCGUCCUCCUAGUCACACCCACCUCUACCACCAUCUCAAAACCCCAACCACCACCAACCAAAGUGUCUGCCUCGACGGCAGCUGGUGUGGUGGCCAGCACAACAACGACACCCCCACCAACAAGAACAACGUGCGACGAGCGGCAGGCCGCGGCGGCUGAGGAUGCGGCGGCGACGCCGCGCCCAGGAUGCUAGGGACAGGGAUGCUACCGCAGCCGCUUACCGCGCACCAUGCCCCGUUUAGGCGGCGCGGCUGCCACUACGCCCGGAGCGCGGAGGUCGAGCUGCCGCGGAGGUGGAUCGCCGCUGGUGAGGGUGGUGGUGGUGGUGUUGUUGUUGUUGCUGGUGUCGACGAGUCCGGCCAAGGCCAUGGAGCUGGCGAUCCUGGAGACUGUGUUGUACACCCCGGUCCACAACGGCGACUACGUCACGCAGUCCUACAAGCUGACCGGCCUCUUCUCACCUUCUGGGACCGCCGUCAGUGCCGAGGGUCGCAUCAUACAGCUGCACCCUCUUGGCCUCUGCAACACCAACGAUUAUGACGAGCGUUACGGCUUUGGCUGGGUGGGCGUGGUCAAGCUGGAGCGACCGGAACUGGAACCGGAGCCAUGUCUCUCAGUCUUCGGCAAGGCCAAGAGAGCGCUUCAAAGGGGGGCAACCGCUGUUGUGCUGGACAUCACGGACGACCCCAAUGCAGCAGAACUGCUGAAGGACUCCUCGGACACGCUUGGCCGUCCUGUGGUCAUCACGCGGGGAGCGGACGCCGUCAAGCUCAUGAACAUCGUCAACACUCAGUCCGAAGCACGCAUCCGCAUCAUCCACACCAAGGAGCAGGACAACGAGGAUGUGGAGAUCAGCCGCAAGGAAUAUUUUGGAAUGGGUAUCUUCGUUGCUGUCUUCCUGCUCUUCUGUUUGAUCUGUGUCAUCGUGUUGCUGAAGUCAAAAUGGAGGAACAGGGAGAGACAGCUGUCGGUGACCAACCUGGCCAAACGCAUGAUCGCACAGCUGGGAACCCGGAAGUACGAGCACACGUGCCCCAAGCGCCCUCACGUGCCCCGCGCCUCCAACUCGGACACGAGCGUGCACAGUUCUGUGUCGGAGAGCUGCGCCAUCUGCCUGGACGGCUACCACGAAGGCCAGAUCCUGCGCGUGCUGCCCUGCGAUCACGAGUUUCACCGCACGUGCGUUGACCCCUGGUUGGAAGCACACGGCACGUGCCCGCUGUGCAAGGUCCACAUUGCUGCGCACGUGCGGAUUUCUCCGGAGAACGUGGACGUGGAGAACAAUCGCCAGCCGGAGCCGCCCACCCUUCAGCCCGAGUCCGCCGCGGACCUGCCGCGCCGCAUGGAGCCUCCGCCACCUGUGCCGCGCUUCCCGCCGCUGCUGCUACCGCCUUCCCAGCGCAGCCUCCGCGCCUCGCGCUGCUCGCUGCCUCAUCAGCAGACGGACUGCACCUCUCUUCACCUGUACGCCGGUCACCGGAGGGUCGCGCGCGCCACGUGCGCCUCCUGCGACCCCGCGGUAACCCAGGCCUUGACCUCUGCUGAUUCGUAUCUGCGAGAAAGCUCGACGACCCGGUCUCUCUUGCCAGCGCGGUAUGCAUCGACGUGCACACACGUGCAGGAGUUCUCCAUUCCCCACCUUCGCUCGUCUAGCUUCUCCGCGGAAAACGAGACCUUGGUGGCACGUGCGUCCAGGAACACACUGGUCGUGGUCGGGACCACCCGGGAGUCGGUCGCCUCAUGAGGGGAGGUUCAAGGCAGCAGGACCCCACUGCGACUG
Molecule: messenger RNA, 2721 nt
Organism: Pomacea canaliculata
Lineage: Eukaryota; Metazoa; Mollusca; Gastropoda; Architaenioglossa; Ampullariidae
Product: E3 ubiquitin-protein ligase ZNRF3-like
Exons: 8
Coding region: 1171-2685 (504 amino acids)
Biological process (GO): ubiquitin-dependent protein catabolic process
Molecular function (GO): ubiquitin protein ligase activity
Source: RefSeq, a predicted model, not a curated record